CAAAUUCUUGGUCCCUACUGUGGUUUGAAUGUUUGUUGUCCCCCCUCCCCAUUUAUAUGUUGAAAUACUACUGUAACUUCCAAAAGUAUGGUAUUAGGAGGUGGGGCCUUUGGGAGGUGAUUAGGUCAUGAGGUGGAGUCCUCAUGAUUGAGAUUAGUAUUCUUAUAAAAGACGUCCCACAGAGCUCCCUAGCCCCUUCCAUCAUGUGAAGAUUUAGUGAGAAGGUGCUGGCUAAGAACCAGGAAGAAGGCCAUCACCAAAAUGCAGCCAUACUGGCUCCUUGAUCUUGGACUUCUUAGCCUCCAGAACUAUUUCUUGAUGUUUCUGGGCAAGAUCUUCCUCCAGAUUCCACCCCACCUCUCCCCAGUAGCUCUGCUUGAGUUCAAAGAUGUCCACCAAGCAUUAGGAUCCUGAGAGAAUAAAGGAUGAGACCCAGCAUGGCCAUGCCAGCUAAUUGGACCUCUUCCCAGAAAUCCCUGGCCCUGGCUCCAGAGGAACACGGCAGCUCAUAUGAGAGAUCAGUGUCCUUCAGAGAUGUGGCUGUAGAUUUCAGCAGAGAGGAGUGGCAGCAUCUAGACCUUGCUCAGAAAAACCUGUACCGGGAUGUGAUGCUGGAGACCUACAGCCAUCUGCUCUCAGUUGGGUAUCAAGUUCCUGAACCAGAGGUUUUCAUGUUGGAGCAAGGAAAGAAGUCAUGGACAUUGCAGGAUGAGAGCCCACAUCAGAGCUGUUCAGAAAAAUUGUGGCAGAUUGGUGACCAGAUAGAAAGCCAUCAGCAAAGAGGAAACAAAUAUUUAAGAGAUGGUGCUUUCAUCCAGGAAAUAAUGAGUACAAAGAGGGAUUACGAAUAUAAGGACAGUAGAAAAAUAAUUCAUGUAAGCCAAAACAUUCCUUCCCCAAAAAGACCCCAUCAAUGUGACUCAUUUGGAAAUGCUUUGAAGCAUAAUUUAGAUUUAUACAGUCAUAAUAGAAACAAUGAGUCAAAGAACACUCAGAAGAUUACCGAAUAUGGUAAAAUUUCUUCUUAUACUGACCAGGAGUGUACUCCAACAGAAGAGAAAUUAUGGGACCAUAAUCAAUGUGGAAAAAUCCUAAGCUAUAAACUAGCACCCUCUCAACAUCAGAAAAUUCAUACAGUAGAGAGAUCUCACAAAUGUACUGAACUUGGAAAGAUCUUCACCCAGAAGUCACAACUCAAGGUACAUUUGAAAGCUCAUACAGGAGAAAAACUCUAUGUAUGUAUUGACUGUGGGAAGGCUUUUGUACAGAAGCCAGAAUUUAUUAUACAUCAGAGAACCCAUACCCGAGAGAAGCCCUAUAAGUGCAAUGAAUGUGGAAAAGCCUUUUUCCAAGUAUCUUCUCUCUUCAGGCAUCAGAAAAUUCAUACAGGAGAAAAGCUCUAUGAAUGCCAUCAAUGUGGGAAAGGCUUCUCUUACAACUCAGAUCUCAGUAUACAUCAGAAAAUUCAUACCGGAGAGAGACACCAUGAAUGCAGUGAUUGUGGCAAAGCAUUCACACAGAAGUCCACACUAAAGAUGCAUCAGAAAAUUCAUACAGGCGAGAGAUCCUAUAUAUGUAUUGAAUGUGGACAGGCCUUUAUCCAGAAGACACACUUGAUUGCACACCGAAGAAUUCAUACUGGAGAAAAGCCAUAUGAAUGCAAUAACUGUGGGAAGUCCUUCAUUUCCAAGUCACAACUCCAGGUGCAUCAACGAAUUCACACAAGAAUGAAACCCUUUAUGUGUGCUGAAUAUGGGAAGGUCUUUAAUAAUAGUUCCAACCUCAUUACACAUAAGAAAGUUCAAGUUAGAGAGAAAUCUUCUAUAUGUACUGAAUGCGGUAAGGCCUUUACAUACAGGUCAGAGUUGAUUAUACAUCAGAGAAUUCACACUGGAGAAAAACCUUAUGAAUGCAGUGAUUGUGGAAAAGCCUUCACUCAGAAGUCAGCACUCACUGUGCAUCAGAGAAUUCAUACAGGAAAAAAAUCAUAUGUCUGCAUGAAGUGUGGGCUAGCCUUCAUUCAGAAGGCACACUUGAUUGCACAUCAGAUAAUUCAUACAGGAGAGAAACCUCAUAAAUGUCACUGUGGGAAAUCAUUUACUUCCAAGUCACAGCUCCAUGUGCAUAGACGAAUUCACACUGGAGAAAAACCCUAUAUGUGCACUAAAUGUGGGAAAGCAUUCACCAACAGAUCAAAUCUCAUUACACAUCAGAAAACUCACACAGGAGAGAAAUCCUAUAUAUGUCCUAAGUGUGGAAAGGCCUUUACACAAAGGUCAGACUUGAUUACCCAUCAGAGAAUUCAUACUGGAGAGAAACCUUAUGAAUGUAAUACCUGUGGGAAAGCCUUUACCCAGAAGUCACACCUCAAUAUACACCAGAAAAUUCACACUGGAGAGAGACAGUAUGAAUGUCAAGAAUGUGGAAAAGCCUUCAACCAGAAAUCAAUACUCAUUGUGCAUCAGAAAAUUCAUACAGGAGAAAAACCCUAUGUAUGUACUGAGUGUGGAAGAGCCUUCAUCCGGAAGUCAAAUUUCAUUACUCAUCAGAGAAUUCAUACUGGUGAGAAACCUUAUGAAUGUUGUGAUUGUGGGAAAUCUUUUACCUCCAAAUCUCAACUCCUGGUGCAUCAACCAAUUCACACAGGAGAAAAACCAUAUGUGUGUGCGGUGUGUGGGAAAGCCUUUAGUGGCAGGUCAAAUCUCAGUAAACACCAGAAAACUCAUACUGGAGAAAAGCCCUACAUCUGUUCUGAAUGUGGCAAGACUUUCAGACAGAAAUCAGAGUUGAUUAUACAUCAUAGAAUUCAUACUGGAGAGAAACCUUAUGAAUGCAGUGACUGUGGCAAAUCUUUUACUAAGAAAUCACAGCUCCAAGUGCAUCAGCGAAUUCACACAGGAGAGAAACCUUAUGUGUGUUCUGAGUGUGGAAAGGCUUUUACUGACAGGUCAAAUUUGAAUAAACAUCAGACAACACACACUGGAGACAAACCUUAUAAAGAGAAACCCUAUGAAUGUGGGGAAUGUGGAAAGGCUUUUAGAGUACGCCAACAACUUACUUUCCAUCAGAGAAUUCAUACUGGUGAGAAACCCUAUGAAUGUAAAGAAUGUGGAAAAGCCUUUAGACAGUGUGCCCAUCUUAGUCGACAUCAGCGAAUUCAUAUUUCGGACAAACUCCUUGAAUGUAAAAAAUGUGGAAAGAUCUUUACAUGUAGCGCAGAUCUUCGAGUACAUCAGAGAAUUCAUAUUGGUGAGAAGCCCUAUGAAUGUAAGGAAUGUGGGAAGUCCUUUAGAGUGCGAGGACAACUUAAUCUCCAUCAAAGGAUUCAUACUGGUGAGAAACCCUAUGAAUGUAAGGAAUGUGGGAAGACCUUUAGACAGUAUGCACACCUUACUCGACAUCAAAGACUUAAUAUUGCUGAGAAGUGCUAUGAGUGUAAAGAAUGUGGGCAGGCUUUUCUGUGUAGUACAGGCCUUAGAAUACAUCACAAACUUCAUACUGGUGAAAAACCCUAUGAAUGUAAGGAAUGUGGGAAGGCCUUCAGAGUACGGCAACAACUAACACUCCAUCAGAGAAUUCAUACUGGUGAAAAACCCUAUGAUUGUAAAGACUGUGGGAAGACCUUUAGUCGUGGCUAUCAUCUAACUCUUCACCAGAGAAUUCAUACCGGUGAGAAACCUUAUGAAUGUAAAGAAUGUCAGAAGUUUUUUCGUCGUUACUCAGAACUUAUUUCACAUCAGGGUAUUCACAUUGGAGAGAAACCCUAUGACUGUAAGGAAUGUGGGAAAGCAUUUAGACUAUUCUCACAACUUACUCAACACCAGAGUAUUCAUUUUGGUGAGAAACCUUAUAAAUGUAAGGAAUGUGAGAAGACUUUUAGACUGCUCUCACAACUUACUCAACAUCAGAGUAUUCAUACUGGUGAGAAACCUUAUGACUGUAAGGAAUGUGGAAAGGCCUUUAGACUUCAUUCAUCACUUAUUCAACAUCAGAGAAUUCAUUCUGGUGAGAAACCAUACAAUUGUAAGGAAUGUAAGAAGGCCUUUCGCCAACACUCACACCUUACUUACCAUCAGCGAAUUCAUAAUAUAACUAAAUAAUUAUAAGAAAGCCUUCCAUUGUGAAUUUUGUGUUAAGGAGCAUUGGAAAAUAAAUUCUAGAGAAAAAGUUUUUGAAUGUAGGGAUCCCUUUUACUUCAUGCUGACAACUAAAGAGAUUUUAUUUAAA
Molecule: messenger RNA, 4227 nt
Organism: Rhinolophus ferrumequinum (greater horseshoe bat)
Lineage: Eukaryota; Metazoa; Chordata; Mammalia; Chiroptera; Rhinolophidae
Product: zinc finger protein 345
Exons: 6
Coding region: 426-4100 (1224 amino acids)
Biological process (GO): negative regulation of transcription by RNA polymerase II; regulation of immune system process; regulation of cytokine production
Molecular function (GO): RNA polymerase II cis-regulatory region sequence-specific DNA binding; DNA-binding transcription factor activity, RNA polymerase II-specific
Source: RefSeq, a predicted model, not a curated record